Messenger RNA from Aspergillus aculeatus ATCC 16872, 999 nucleotides. RefSeq lists its product as uncharacterized. The record is from RefSeq and is a predicted model, not a curated record. The transcript has a single exon. NCBI's taxonomy places the organism in Eukaryota, Fungi, Ascomycota, Eurotiomycetes, Eurotiales, Aspergillaceae. Gene Ontology annotation, molecular function: protein binding. Bases 1 to 999 code for a protein of 332 amino acids.
AUGGAUGAACAACUAAAUAACCCUUUAAUCCAACUGCCCAACGAACUGCACCUGCAGUAUGCCUACUACCUGGACGCUCGGGCCCUCAGCCGACUGAGCCGGACCUGCAAGAAAUUGAAGAACAAGUUCAGCGAGGAGCUGGAGCGAGCCCGCGAAGCGCAUGAGUGGGCGAUUGUAGCCGUCAACUACUGGGGAGGCGAGUGGGGAUCACAAACGACCGCCGACAUCGAGGCCAGGAUGCGGCAAGAUAACCAGGGGGCAGCAAUCGCGGUGGAAGCUCAUCCCAAAAGAUGGAAGCGGUACCCUCGGCUGUACCACGUCAUCAAAAUGGGCCAAAUCGACCUAGUGCAGAACUAUCUGAGAGCCCGGGGCGAUCCUAACCUCCGAAUUAGGCUGGGUGCCAUGCCGAGUAUCAACAAACCCCUCCUGCAUUGGGCGUUGUACACCGGGAACUGGGACGGACAUACGACAAUCGUCAGGCUCCUGCUCGAGUACGGCGCGGACCCCAACCUGGAUGAAACGGAUCGGAAGGAGGGGAUUCGAGGUGCCGGGACUGCGCUGGAUUGGGUUGGGAGAGAGCAUCGGGGUCUCUACUUCAAAGGCCAGUACCCCCAGCCUGGUGACGCGGAACGAACCAGGCUGGCUCUGUCCUACGGUGCAAGGGCCUCACUUCAUGAAACAAUCUACAGUCUAUAUCAGAUGGAAGAUGGCUCGGCCCUGGUGCAGAUGGCGGUCGUCAAUGGAACGGAUCUGAUGCAGCUGGGCUUCGAAUGGCACAAACUGGUCGGGACGCUGUUCUGGGAGGAGACCAGAAAUCGGUUCACCGACGAGCAGGUACGUGAGCUCUUGACCCUCGAGCCCAAGCUAGUUACCUUGGUAACGGACGCGGCGAAGUCCGCCGUUCCGUAUAUCAGACGGCAUAGACUAGCCCUUGCCGAGCGCCUGAUUCGGGAACCGAGCCCUUCUUCCUGGCUGGCGAAUCUGUUUGCGGACUUAUAA